CUUGUGAAACGUUUCGAACAAAUACAUCCGUCUGUUUGCCGCACUCGCUUUGAUUAAACAGAAGAAAGCCAAAGAUAACACUUGAAUAUGCCGUUCAUCUCAUUUUGACCUCACACCAAAUCGAGAAGAAAUAGCUUCGAUGGCGCUUCAGCUUUCAACUCUACCCUUACAUUCUCUCACUAACUCCUUCCACGUCGUCUAUUCCCUUACCAAAACCAAAUCGUCUUCUUCUAUUUCAGCUCUCGCCUCCACUCCAUCUUUCUCCUCAAUUCAGAUUGUUGGUGGCCAAAAAUUGACUCAGCAUGGAAAUUCACAUUCCAAUGGCGGCUUUCAGAGCUACGAUGAAGAGUUUGAUUGGGUUGAUUUAGAUGCUGAUCUUUACUACUGGACCAAGUCGUUGCGGCCCGUUCAGUGGUAUCCUGGUCAUAUUGCGAAAACUGAAAAAGAACUUAAAGAACAACUCAAGUUGAUGGAUGUUGUCAUUGAAGUGCGUGAUGCUAGAAUUCCCUUGUCCACUAGCCAUCCUCAGAUGGAUUCGUGGCUCGGUAAUAGGAAAAAAAUUUUAGUGUUGAAUAGAGAAGACAUGAUAUCUACAGCAGAUAGGAAUGCCUGGGCUACUUAUUAUGCAAUGCAGGGAACUAAAGUUAUUUUCUCCAAUGGACAACUUGGAAUGGGCACAAUGAAGUUGAGUCGGUUAGCAAAGACACUGGCAACUGGCGUUAAUGUCAAACGCAGAGCUAAAGGGCUCCUUCCUCGUCCGGUGCGAGCUGGAAUAGUUGGAUACCCGAAUGUUGGGAAAUCAUCUUUAAUCAAUCGUUUGCUAAAGCGACGAAUGUGUCCAGCUGCUCCCAGACCAGGUGUUACAAGAGAAUUGAAAUGGGUUCAUUUUGGUAAAGAUCUUGAAUUGUUGGAUUCUCCUGGAAUAAUCCCUAUGAGGAUUAGUGAUCAAGCAGCUGCAAUAAAGCUCGCCAUAUGUGAUGACAUUGGAGAGAGAUCCUAUGAUGUUGCUGAUGUUGCAGCGGUUCUUGUCCAAAUGCUGACAAGGAUUCCAACAGUAGGUUCAAAGGCACUUCAAAACCGUUACAAGAUUGAUGUGGAUGGUAACUGUGGUAAAACAUUUAUUCAGAAGCUUGCUCUUCAUUUGUUUAAUGGGGAUGCCCACCAGGCAGCAUACCGGGUCUUGUCAGAUUUCCGGAAGGGAAGGUUUGGUUGGACUUCACUGGAGAGGCCCCCCAGGUAAUGUCUCAGGGUGCUAGCUUUGGGUCCAAGAUGAUUUAAAGCUUCUGUGAGCACCACCUGAUGCCUCGAGUGCUGAAAGGUGAAAGCUACCAACUAGAGAAUUUAGAAACCCUAUAGGUUUCAUUCGGUUGACUGAGGUGUCUUAGUAAAUAGAAUAGCUUCAAUUUGUUGUAAUUAUAUUGGUCAAAAUGACAAACAAGGCUGCUAGUAAGUUUCAGCGGGGCCAAAAUUGUAGAAUCAUAGUGGAAAUGGGGUUAGUUAUACUGGAUCAUAUUAUUACUUCCAUUAUGUUUUCGUCCAGGCCGCCCAAGUGUAUCAAAGGCUCUUACCAUAUUUUGUACUCUCGUAUAACAAAUGUUUGUGAAAAACUGAGCUCCAAAUUUAUGUACUUCACAUUUGAUUUAUCGACUUAAAAGAGCCGCGAUUGUUUGGCAAA
Messenger RNA from Mangifera indica (mango), 1675 nucleotides. Its product is annotated as DAR GTPase 3, chloroplastic-like. Bases 140 to 1240 code for a protein of 366 amino acids. The transcript is spliced from 9 exons. The record is from RefSeq and is a predicted model, not a curated record. Gene Ontology annotation, molecular function: GTP binding; GTPase activity. NCBI's taxonomy places the organism in Eukaryota, Viridiplantae, Streptophyta, Magnoliopsida, Sapindales, Anacardiaceae. Gene Ontology annotation, cellular component: mitochondrion.